AUAAUUGUCAAAUAAAUUUCGUGAAUAUUGUCACGACGCAGAUUCGCCAUGCCGAGAGAAGCAGAACCCUCGCUUAGCGAGAGAACAUUUACAUUACAAGCUCUGGGAGAAGGGCUGCGUCUUGAUGGCCGCAAGCUCGACCAAUGGCGAUCCAUGAGCCUUCAGUUUGGCGACGAGUACGGCUCAACAGAGGUGCAAUUCGGCAAAACUAGAGUUCUCGCCAAAGUUUCCGCAGAAGUCACAGUUCCCUUCGCAGACCGUCCGUUUGACGGCAUCUUCAUAAUCGCCUCGGAGCUCAGCCCCAUGGUUGCGCCAUCAAUCGAAGCAAACCGCCCUACCGAGACCGAAGUCGUUCUUUCUCGUCUGCUCGAAAAGACCAUCCGCCGCUCUGGUGCCUUGGACACGGAGUCGCUAUGUCUGGUCGCUGGGCAAAAGUGCUGGUCUGUCCGCGUGGACCUCCACGUUCUCACACACGAUGGCAAUUUAAUCGAUGCCGCAUGCUUUGCGAUUGUCGCCGCCCUUCGCCACUUCCGCAAGCCUGAGACUACCAUGGAGGGCGAAACACUGACGAUAUUCACACCUGCGGAGCGAGAGCCCGUGCCACUGAGCUGGCUGCACUCUCCGUUCUGCGUCACGUUUAGCUUCUUCGGCGACGAGGGCGAUAUUGUGGUUCUAGAUGCUUCGUUAUUAGAAGAGCAGCUUAGAGCCAGCAAUUGUACGUUCAGCUUAAACAGACACGGCGAGAUUUGCCAGGUAUCCAAGCUUGGUGGGCUAGCGAUUGAUGCGCCGCUGUUUGUGCAGUGCGCGCAAACCGCGCUGCAGAAGACAAAGGAGUUUACAGACAUGGUGGAUAGGAAAUUGGCAGAGGACUCUAAGAGAAGAAACAAGGGCGGUCUGCUGGCCGAGCUAACGGCCGAAAAUGACAGGUGAUGGGGCACGAAAGGGGAUAGAAACUGAACGACGUCAUGAUACCCUCAUAGUUAGAGGCAAAAAGCUCAUCUUUUUGUAUUGUAAAAAAUAUAUAUCACCAUAUUACAAGACAGCCCUCACAGCUGCGACAGAGAUUAUCGCCCAGUCGUAAAUCAUGAUGCGCCCUAACCCCAAGAAAUGCCUAUCAACGCCUGUAUCUAUAUAUGUAUGUGUGGGCUCUCUGCAACCACGCUCACCGCAUCACUGGAGGCCGUGACUCUUUGUUCCACUGGACUCGUGUUCUCAACCAGUCUACCGCUUCUCUGACACCCUCGCCCGUCAGCGCGCUCAUGGCCAAGACUCUUGAGUCGCGAAUGCUGGCGGCCUUGUCGCCCUCCAUGACCUUCUUGACAAGCCCCUCCUUGAUGCGGAUCGUCUCUACGCAGUCCUCUCGAUCCUGCUUAUUGGCCAAUAUUAACAGCGGCACACCUUCGGCUUCAGAGUGCUGCAGUACAUCCUCCAGCACUAGGCGACACUCUUCCAAGCGGCCGCUGUUAUCGUGUUCAAGGGAGCCGUCGCCGACGUCGGUGCUGUCGAUGAUGAAGACUAUAGCGUGGCAGCUGGCGUAAUAUGACUGCCAGAGAUUGCGGAGGGUAAGCUGGCCACCAACAUCCCAGACCUUGAGGUACAUGUCGGGGAGAGGCAGCGUCGAGACAUUCUGGCCGACGGUAGGGACAGUCUUGAGCUUCGGUUCGGGGGCGUUGGGGAGGAAGAGGGACUUUAUUUGCUCGUGGAAGGUUGUCUUGCCGGCAUUGUCGAGGCCUAGGAGGAUAACAGAGUAUUCUGCGCAGAGGAGAAGGCGGUUAGUUGGGGCAUGGGACUGGGAGACGGUGAGCUUGGUGCACACCUUCUUUGCUUGUGGCGUAGAGAUAGAGGCCCUUUGCGAGGUGGUACAUGGCGGGCUGCGCAGGUGUAUGGCGCGCUACGUUGUGUGUACUUUAAAGAUCGUGUAAUUAGUCCUAUGUCUGCUAUGAAGUUGUUGGUGAUCGAUGGUGGGCAAGGGAGGCAGCGGGCGGAAAGUUGGGACAGGUUGAAGACGGACUGGCGACG
Messenger RNA from [Torrubiella] hemipterigena, 2019 nucleotides. The record is from the annotation of a GenBank genome assembly. NCBI's taxonomy places the organism in Eukaryota, Fungi, Ascomycota, Sordariomycetes, Hypocreales, Clavicipitaceae.